Penicillium manginii is the source of this 417-nucleotide messenger RNA. RefSeq lists its product as uncharacterized. Bases 1 to 417 code for a protein of 138 amino acids. NCBI's taxonomy places the organism in Eukaryota, Fungi, Ascomycota, Eurotiomycetes, Eurotiales, Aspergillaceae. The transcript has a single exon. The record is from RefSeq and is a predicted model, not a curated record.
AUGUACAGCAAUGGUGAUAACGUGCAUCUGGACUUUUACAACAAUGUUGUCUACUGUCCACAGAAAGAUUUCGAAAUUGCAGUCCCGCCAAGUACAAAUAUUUCGAACAAUAUUUGGGUGGGAACUGCAAACUCAACUCUACCGAAAGGGGACGGGAUUGAAUGGAACGCGAACUUGUUCCAGAUAGUCCCAAAGCCAGCUGAAACUGCCGGUAGCACGGGUGAUCCUUUGUUUUUGAGUCCCGGUAUGGGUCAGAAUACUCUCGAGUCGGCAGAUGGGUAUAGGCUCCGGCAUGGGAGUCCUGCAUUGGGCCUAGGCGUUUUAAUAAGCGAUAACGGUGGUCGAGACUUUUGGAAUAACAAGGUAUCGCAAUCGAAGCGACCAAAUACCGGUGCCUAUAAUGGUAAGGAGAUGUAG